This is a messenger RNA of Pelagomonas calceolata, 1225 nucleotides long. NCBI's taxonomy places the organism in Eukaryota, Pelagophyceae, Pelagomonadales, Pelagomonadaceae. The record is from the annotation of a GenBank genome assembly.
UGUGCGGUGUGGUCUGCUGGGUCACCGGCUCGCACGGCUCGCACAACUCCGCUGCGAAUCAAGCAGAUAACAUUACUAAUUCGCCCGACCCGCGACACCCCCUCCCUGCCUCGCGGUCUCAAAAAUGGGCCAAAACAUAAAGCUAGCGGUAGUAAGACACUAGGAAGCGCCUGGGUCUCGUUUGUGGGCGGUAUCGUCGUGGAUACGUCUGUUCAAGAGACGCUACGCUGUCAAGCAGUCUCUCACCAUAAGACGCAGCGACUGUAAGCGCGUCUGCAGUCGUGCAGCCGGUCUAGGCGCCAAUCCCACAAGGCUACCUUUUAUUGACAAGCUCGCAAUCAUGGCAUCCGAGAGUAAGGCAGAACACGAUCCGACGAAGAGUUGUAGCGCCUGUGGCAACUACAAACCUCGCGUUGCAUUUGGCAAAAAACAGUGGUCCGCGAGAGCCGUGCGCCGAUGUCGCGAGUGCGCGGAUAGCGGGAGGACCGUCACGCUCUGCGAGCAUGGCCGCGGCCGCGACUGCGCGAUUUGCGACGACGCAGCCGCGGCCGCCGCGGCCUCGGCCGCGAUGGCCGCGGCCGCCCGCAUCGACGCGCUUGCGACACGUGUCGCCGAGACGCGCGUGACGAGAGCGGCGCCACCGGAGAUGACUCGUCGACAGCGGAGGAUAUUGCGGCGCGUCUGCCAAGUCUGCGUUCGAAGAGGCCCCCUCUCCGAGGAGCGCUUUCCCGUGUGCGGCGGGUGCAUGAGGCGGCGCUACUGCUCGGAGUCCUGCCAGGUGCGCGACUGGGGCGGGAGGCACAGUGAGAUGUGUGCUCUCAUGGCCGAAAAGCGGUGCGAGACUCCCGCCUGUCCCGGGCAUAUCCUCAAGCGCUGCGACGACUGCGCCUCCGUGUUCUGUCUAGUUUGUGAAAAUGGGGACCACCUCAACCCCUGCAGCAUGUGCGAGAGGGCCUCCUGCGAGGAUUGCUGGGGCGUGCGUUACUGUAGUAGUUGCCAUAAUCCGUACUGCGAGGACUGUCGGCUCGUUAUGCAUUGCGGCGAGUGCUUUAAAGGUUUUUGUGACAAUUGUAAGAUGGUUGGCUUUUGCUCGCUCUGUAAGACUCCUUACUGCGAAGACUGCCGCCCGACCUGGUUCUGCUCGAUCUGCGACGAACAAUUUUGUGACGAUUGUCGGUUCACGAGCUUCUGCGAGGAUUGUGGGGAGCCGUUUUGUGAAGAGUGU